Molecule: messenger RNA, 1524 nt
Organism: Arabidopsis thaliana (thale cress)
Lineage: Eukaryota; Viridiplantae; Streptophyta; Magnoliopsida; Brassicales; Brassicaceae
Product: SNARE associated Golgi protein family
Exons: 4
Coding region: 240-1130 (296 amino acids)
Source: RefSeq, marked reviewed
AAUUAAUAUACUUAAGUUAGGGUAAUAAAAAAAUCGGUACAAGACUACAAAGCAAAGACACAAAUCAAGGAGAAAACUUCCACAAAUUGUCUCUCUUUCUUUCCUACACACCAAUUUGUUUUGUGAUUCUUUCGAUUGCAUUCUUCUUUUUCGAAUUCCCGAUCACUGGAUUUUCCCGUUUAACCGGAAAAUCCAGUGGAUUAGAUUUUACCCAGUGUUAUCUUUUUGGAUUGGAUUCGAUGACUGUUACGGAGGACGAAAAACCGGUUCUUGAGCUGCUGGUGAGAGUUGAAGACGACGAUGAGAAAGGGCCUUAUGUGAAAUUGAGUGAGGUUUUAGAGAAAGGUCAAGAAUCAGAGCAGGAGAAGGAAGAAGAAAAGACUGAUUCGUCGCGGUUUUGGUUUUGGGUCAAGCUUUCUCUUUUAUUCGCCUUUCUUGCUGCAUUGGCUGUUGUGGGUUACAUUUGGAUCGGUCCAUUGAUCAUGGAUAAGGAGCUUAUACCGCUUAUACAAUGGGAGAUACGAACUUUUACACAUCCUGUGUGUGGUCUUCUUGUUUUUGCAUCAGUGGCGAUAUUUCCAACUAUACUUCUUCCAUCUACACCAUCAAUGUGGAUUGCUGGGAUGACUUUUGGUUAUGGCUAUGGCUUUCUACUUAUUAUCUCAGCUGCAGCUGUUGGUGUUUCGCUACCUUACUUUAUUGGACAACUCUUCUGCCACAAAAUUCAAGGAUGGCUAGAAAGAUAUCCUGAUCAAGCAGCCGUAUUAAGAGCUGCUGGUGAAGGGAAUUGGCUUCACCAAUUUCUAUUAGUAACCUUAAUCCGGAUUUCUCCAUUCCCUUACAUUCUUUAUAACUACUGUUCUGUAGCAACUCGUGUUAAGUAUGGUCCUUACAUCACGGGCUCUCUCUUAGGCAUGGUGCCUGAGGUUUUUGUCGCAAUCUACACAGGGAUACUUGUAAGGACAUUAGCAGAAGCAUCUUCUGCAGAAGAACAGGGUCUCUCGGUAACACAGGUGAUUCUCAACAUUCUCGGCUUUUUAGCAACAGUGGCUACAACGAUUCUCAUCACAAAGUAUGCGAAAAGACAGCUGGAGACGAUGAAGAAAGAGGACGAAGCAUUGUUGCAGUAAAACUGUAAAACCACGUGACAAACUCUGAGCUGCUUUUGUCUCUCUGCUACUUUAUCUGAAACACCCCUUGUCUUCUUACACAGUACAGGUCUCAGGUCUGUUCCUAGAUGUGAAAGAGCUCUGGUUUUUUUGUCCUUGCUUCUUUUAAUCUCAUUUAUUAACAGCCUUAAAAUUUGAGAAGAGAAAAAUGGUUAACAAGGAAAAAUCUAACACAUUACUUUUUUUUUGUAAUUAUUGUAGUCAAGUUUUAUGUUUGGCAUGAAUGAGAGAACUGAGAAGAAUAUUCGUAUAUCUUUGUGUUUUUACUCUGUGGUGAUACUAAUGUUUACUUUUUCGUGUCUGUCCAAUCAAAACAAUGUUAUUUAAAGCUUGUCAGAGAGUAACGUUUAAUAUU